Molecule: messenger RNA, 5657 nt
Organism: Rosa chinensis
Lineage: Eukaryota; Viridiplantae; Streptophyta; Magnoliopsida; Rosales; Rosaceae
Exons: 10
Coding region: 384-2492 (702 amino acids)
Biological process (GO): meristem development; meristem maintenance
Source: RefSeq, a predicted model, not a curated record
CCAUUUCUAGUAAAAACAAGCUGCCCUCUGGUAAGUGAAUCUCUCAGCUCCAAUUGAAUCUUGCAGCUCCAAUAUCCUCAAAUUCAUCAACACCCUCAUUUAAUGGUGAUCUGGGUAUGAAGCCGAGUGUAUCCCCGUGACCACGCAAGCUUUGCAUAAUCACCUCUCCUAUUGUUCCAGAGCUGAAAUCAUAGCUGGGUAUCUCUUGAUUUUGAGCAAAUCCAAUUCUAUCAGGACUAUAUAGUGACUGGGUAAUCUUGAAUUGCAGGACUUGGUUGUCCAAGCAAUGGCUUCGAAAGGGACCGCAAAAAAGUAUCACCAAACGCUCAUUUGCAUUGGCGGAAGCACUAAGUCAAGCCACUGAAAAGAAUGCCUCGGCCUUCAUGAAUAGAAUAACACAACGAGUCCCGAAUGAAGGUGGAGUACGUCAACUUGGCCCAAGUUUCCAGAGUGAUAUACCGGCUGAUGUGGAAAAAAUUUUGAGCCAGCAUGAAGUGGAUGAUUCUAGCUAUUUUAGUGAAGGAAAAGCAUGGGGAGCGUGGGGAACAAAACCAGGAAAAUGGCCUGGUGAAACGGCCAAUUGGAUUCCGUGGGUAGAACGAGUCGAGAAGCGAUUUGGGGAAAUAUGGAAACGACUUGGGAUCUAUGACGCCAUCAAGCUGUCCACCAUUACUAUUCCUUGUGACCGCUCCUUGCUAGCUGCCGCUAUGUGUUUUUGGAGUUCUCAAACAAACUCUCUGGAGCUUCAGUUUGGUGCACUUAGUCCGACCUUGAUUGAUAUAGCGGCCAUUAUAGGCCUGCCGCCACAUGGGCAAGUGGUGGACAUUGUAUUUGCAGAAGGAAAGUUUGACAUUGAUCUUGGUGGUGAGCUAAGAGAUCGAAGUAAGGGCAGACCAGUCGUUGCCAAUUAUAAUACAUGGAUUGAGGUGUUUAACAGCGGCUUGGGAAAUAAGUCACUUGAUAGUAUUGGCAGUCCAGAAGAGAAAGAGGAAAACCAGCAGGAGACAAUGGAAGUAACUCAUGUAGAGCAUGCUGCGUUUCUUGCCUUUUGGAUAUGUAAGUACUUAGUGUGCACAACUUCUAAAAAAGUGAAUGUGGAGUACUACAAGUUGGCUGAAGCAUUAGCAAGUAAAGAAGUACAAGAGAGCGAUCAGCCAUUAGCUCUUGGUCCAUUUGUGCUUGCCCACUUAUACAGAUGUCUUCACCAUUGUCUGACCGAAGGACUGAACCCAAAUUGGUCUGGGCCAUUGUGGAUUUUUCAGUUGUGGCUGCACACUUACUUUCCCACUUUCAGACAGCCGGGUUUAGCAUUGGCUGUUGACACUACUCUUGGACAACAAUUGGCUCCUCUUGAUUUACUUCCUCAUUCGGCAGAAGAGUGUUUUGAGGUGUUGUUCAAGUGUCCAGAGUUUUCUGCAGAACAGUUUGCCGUUUGUUUCAGUAGGAAGUAUCCACCUUACCUUGCAAUGGAUAUCAGCCAACACGCCUUAGAAAGUGAGACGAGAUGGGAGACUGCGUGUUCAGCUUGGAAGAGUGCAAUAGGUAUGAGGGAUCUCUUCUGGGGUGCCUUGUCUGGUAAAACACUCAAGUGUGGAGUGGAGUUAUAUUCACCAUCCUAUGUCAGUCGUCAGUUGGGAUAUUAUCAAGCUGUACCGGCUCCGGUGCCAGAAUCGUCAAACCGAUAUAGUUCAUUGCGAGCCGUUUUCUCCAAUAAGGACGACAUUGAGCAGAAUAACAAGGCGUUUGUGUACAACAUGAGCUUUCCCAUGAAGACAAGAGUAGCAACUAGCAAGAGUUCCUCUCAGUUCAGAGAGUGGUGGGCGAAACGAGUAGGUAGCCGCUUUAAAGAUGGGUUGGUGUCGGCUAGGCGAUCGGCUUUUGCAGGAAAUCCAUGGGCACAAGAGAAGCCGAAAGCUGUAAGGCGUGGUAAAAUAACAAGCAAAGUUGCUAGAGCAUUUCCAACUAUAAGUGGCCAAGAGUCUUUGAAGAAGUGUGCUAAAGGGAGCACAAAGAGAAAGGCCAUCCAUAGUGCGGCCACUGAGGCAGCCAAAGAUGGUGCUACCAUGUCUUCAGCGUCUCAAUCUCCUCCAGUGAAACAAUCAGCAAAACAAGACGAGCAAUCUUCUGAGAGUGAAGAACAAUUGUGCGUGGCCAAACGAAGUUGCCUAGAGACAUUCAAGAAGGCCAACGUCCAAAAUGCCAUUCCUAGUGAAACAGAGGAAUCCGUGGAACUAACCAUUGAUAAAAAUGGCCACCCGAGUAGUGACGAACCCGUGGGGGAGAUAAUUUCUCUUGAAAGAAUGGCUGAAAGCGAAGUUGUGACAAUGAAUAUGGAAGAGACACUUGUGCUCACCCAAACUUCAACGCAAGCCAGUAUUCCCUCCUCGUCACUUAGUGAGCAACACCUGGUGUUGGCUAAUGAACUAGAAGGUAGACUAGCUUGUAAGUUUGCUCCUUCAAAAGUUGCCAGUAAUUCACUAAUGCCAAAAUGACACAAUAUGAACUGCUCAAAAUCAAUGGCCUUGUGUUUCCUUGCAUGCUUAGAGAAAUCAAACAUUGACACCGCUAUUAUCGCAAAUGAUUCAACUAAGUUUCGAUUCAAGAAAGUAGCUUCCAACCUAGGAUUGAAAAUCGUUACCUGAGAAGAGUUUUCCCCAUCCCACAAUAAUUGGGGAAAUCCAGUCACAGUUACACUUUACUUAUGAUCUUGAAGCAUGUGGUCUUCAUCAUGAAUAAGCUCACAGUCUCCAAGCACCAACCCAGGCUUGCAGAAACUCUUAAAUUUAAUCUUCAUGGUGGACAAUCCACCACUAUCGUCCCAAAGCCCAUCCAAAUCCAAAUUUCCCUUUGAACUCUCUGUCCUCUUAUCAGAACUCUCUCCCUCCCCAGUAUCUAAUUUCUCAUCAGAACGUUCACAAAGGGUUUCCACUACUUCAACUCUGGCAUUCACAAUUUCCUCAUUUUCUAUAUUCAGAGAUUUAGAUAUUAAUGAAAGGAGUUGUGAAGUCCACCUGCCCCUUAUCUUCAAAGAAACCAUCAUUGUCCUGCUCAGCACUGACAGAACAUAGCGCCAUCUCAUCAGAAGCAUCAACAACUUCACGAUGAGUAGUGAGUCCUCCACCUUUGUCUCGAAUGCUCAUAGGAGCAAUAAUGGUCCUUCCUGCAUUACACAUCCCAUCUGAUUGCAGCAUUUUAUCAAACAUAUAGAGUGCAUGGUAUUCUCUUCUUUACACACAAACUUGGUGAGUAACAUGUAGAGUGCAUGGUUCCACAAACACUUGAUACACGAGUAAACACUUGUGGAUGUACCCACAUGUUAGAGAACAGAGCUAAUGCUUUAGAGGAAUCAGAGACUGUAGCACAGCCUGAAAUCAUACUGGUCCAUGAAACUGCAUCUCGCUUAGGCCUUUUAUCGAACAUCUUCCGGGCGUCUUUAACAAUACAAAUUUUGACUAGCUGCUUCAGUUGAGAGUUGAGUUCGAGCAUGUCUACAUGAUUACCCAGAUGGGUUUUCUGCUCAAGGUACUUUGGUGUUGAUUAUAAAACUAGAAGGUUUCGGCAUCCAGUCAUAGCUGCAACUAUCAACACGGGAACAAAAGCAGGAGAUGUCUCAACUGGCACAUCGAAAGCAUCGGGUUCUGCGGAUGUAAUCAAAAGAGCGCCACAUCGGUCCGUCUUUGAAUCGCCAUGAAUUUGGGUUCGACUGUGGUGAGCGAGCCUAGACAAGGGUUUUCGCUUCAUCAGUAUUUGGGACCUUAUCCGAAGGUUUUGGUUCACCCGAAUCGGUUUGAGCCUCUUGGUUGUAGGUGUACCGUCUCUAUCACCACUGAAAACACUGCCAUAUGUGGAGGACAAAGUCUAUUGAGAGAUUAUGUUGGCCUUGGAUUGAGUUUGAUGGUGGGAAAUAGAUGAUUGGAGUGAGGGUAAUUGACUGGUGGGUUAAGUGAUUCGUGUUGAGGGUUGGGGUAAACCAAAGCAACAUGAUAAGGAGGUAGAGGUGAGAGAGGCUCUGAUUAUGACCGAAGGUUGGUGCUGAAAAUGAUACGGCGUGUUUUGGGGGUUAGGAACAAGAGGCGGAGGUGGUGGAUAGUGGCCCGGCGGUGUAGGUGGUGUAGGCUGCUGAAAAUGAUAAUGGUGGGUGGAAGAAGGAGGCGGGGGCGAACGUGCAUUGGCGCUCAACUGAGCAGAAAGAUGUGGAAACUGGUGAGGGCUGAAAAUGAUAAUGGUGGGCGGAAGAAGGAGGCAGGGGAGAACGUGCAUUGGCGCUCAACUGAGCAGAAAGAUGUGGAAACUGGUGAGGGCUGAAAAUGAUAAUGGUGGGCGGAAGAAGGAGGCGAGGGCGGACGUGCAUUGGCGCUCAACUGAACAGAAAGAUGUGGAAACUGGUGAGGGAAAACAUACCCACUGAUGAUUUUUUGGGAUGAUGGGCGUGGUGGGUAGCUUGGUUGGGAUGAAAAUUGAGUGAACUCUCUAUGAAAUUGGUGGGUAUCUUGAAGACGAUAAUAGUCUGAGCAACUGUAACCCCCGCCGUAAAGGCCAAAAUUACAAGGGUCAGGCAGACGCGGCGAUGUAGAUGAAUAUUGUGGUAGAGCGCUCCUCAGCCCCAUGAUUUGGAGCUCUGAUACAAAUUGUUAGGGUUCUAACCCUAACUACCGAAAAUGAUCAACAGAUGAAAAAGAAAGCUAAAGAGAAAAUUAAGAAAUUGAAAUUGCAGAUAUAUUGAUCGAUGAAGAAAGGAGUACAGAGUUCUGGUUUAUAUAACCCAAGGAUGAGCUACCUACCCGGACACGUGGCUCCCAUGUAUUGGCUACAAUAACAACCCAGCUAAUUAACGACUAAUUAACCCACUGCACACGUGUAUAGCACAUGACACAUAAUGAGUUCUCCUACUCGGAUCAGGAAUGCUUAUUUAAGCCUAUUUUCAUAACACUGGGAUUUUUAAUCUAAGGUUGGCUCGAGUGUUAAUGGUUAGGUCAAGUGCUCCUUUCACAGGUAAAUUUUGCAUCUUUUUCUUCUUGAUCAAUGAACUUACAUAAUUAUGUGGAUAUUAUUUGCAAUUAAUGAUAUUAUUUUGUGGGUUGCACGGAAGAUGGAGCUGAUGGGACUGUUAAAGAUGGGUCUGAGGGGUUGUGCCAAAUGAAAGGAUCAGUUUGGUUGGGUUGAGUGCUUAUUUCACAGGAUUAAUUGAUUGGAGCAAAGAUUGGUUAGAUCUCCCCUUCUUGCCUUUACUUUUGUUUCGUAUUAAGUUACAGAUGAUUGCUACCAGUUUUUUGUACUUUAAUUGCUCCAAAUUGUUGUGGUUUAUUAAAGAUUUGAAAUCAGCAAUUCAUGAUCUCAGUGGUGCAAUUGAAGGUUUUGAGAAGAAGAACAACAAAGCAACUUCAUAUCAGUCCAAGAGAGCAUCAACUGAAAUGAGAGGGUUGAUGAUAAAAACUUGUCAAAUCUGGGCCAUAUAGACCCAUUACAAGGAAAUUUUGGCAUCUCGUGAGAAAUCCAAAACUCACAACUGGACUAUUCGAAUCCACAAGAAGCAUAAAUUAAUUGGACAGAAGAGGAAUUAACUUUUUUUUUUGGGUUUUUCAAUUGAGAGUUUCUAUUGGGACUUCCAAAUCUACUCACUUGACUUCACUCUAUAUAUUAUGAAUUGUUAAAUGACA